CAACAAAUCUAAUCUCUACGUGUAAAACUCUAGUUACUAGCCAGCAACAAAUGCACUGGGUUUUAUGCUCUAAACUUGUCUCUUUAUGGUGCUUACUUGCCACUAGCCUCGACCCCAGGCCGAUCCGUCUCCAAUUGAACGCUAGGCAACUUCGUUCUAUUAAAAAAAAAUCGGCCUGGGACCGAGGCUAACUUGCCACCAGCUGAAUGUCGUCAUUGGAAUUCAUUUUUAACGACUUCUUUGUCUUUCUUGCCUUCACUCAAGAAAUAGCAGCCACGUGAGUUUAACCGCGUGUUGUACCUUCUCUGGAUUCAGUCCUAGAUAUGAUGUAGAAUGGAAUGUGCAUGGGAGUUGGAUACUCCUCUUGAUAUUCCUGCAUGCUGCUACUCAUAGUAUUAUUUAUUCAUGUCAACAGCCGAGGGUUAGCACUUCAGUGCUCUAGUUAUUACCUUAAACAGCGGUCGAUAUUAGCAGUCGAUGUUAUAAAAAGAGUCGAUUUAUGAAAUGGAGUCGACAGUACAAAAGAGUUGAUAGUAUAUUCUGUGUUUUGUAGUAGGUCGACCUUAAUACAAUUUUAACAGUAAACUGGAGAGGGCUAGGAGGGGUGUGGCUGUACAGGGUAGGCUGGAACCAGUUGACAUUAGUUCAUUAAGGUCACUCAUCGGGUUUUUCCAGCCUGCUUUGUGCAGCACCCCUCGGUUCCGGCUCCCUACACUCUCCAGUUUACCGAAACUAGUAAAGGUCGACUUACUAAUGUUAUGGUAAACAUUGACUCUUUUAUAAACAUCGAAUCUUUCAUAACGUCGGCUUCAUUUUAAAACUUUUUAUACAGCAUCAAUUUAUGAAUUUUGACACAAACAUCACCCCCAUAAUUGAUAUUCAUACAAAUAUACUGUAGACUUCUUUCGUCCUGCAAGAGAAAAAGCAAGCGAUGAAUUUCAUGAACAAUCACUAUACCGUAACCUUAAGCCCCCAUAUACGUUUGGGCAACUUGAGGGGCACGCCAAAACACGGGGGAAAAAUUACGCUUUACUACAUGCGUCCAUUUUAGCAACUUUGUGCGCUCUCUGUGACAUUACAUGUAUUUUCUGAUGGACACAGUGCAGGGAACUAUUUACACACAAUGGCAUUUUACUUUCUCGGGUCGACCAGUAGUCUCGCAAGAACAUAGAAAUUCGCCGACCCGAACCACAAGGGUACAGACUUCAUUCGCAACAAGAUGCAGCUGCAGUUACGUUACAACAACAGAGACGAAGGAAAAGAAAGCUGAGCACUGCAGUCAACAAUUUUGCAUUGCCUUUGAUCUAUACAAUCUGUUGUACUACAAAACCACAUUCUUGGUACCACCACAUGUGAAGAGUGAGGAGACCAGAGUGUAUCAGAUGGAUGUGGUCUCGGGAGUGAUGCCGCCAGCAUCAAUGCAGGCCAUGUUGGAUACAUGCAUCAACUCAUCGUAUGGUCAGCCCGCUAUCAACGAGCUUCAGGCCCAGAAGGGUGCCCUGAGGCAGCACAUAAAUGACAACCACCCCAAAAACCUGACGUCGUACGUACAUAUGCAUCUGUUUGGAGCAGCUACAAGUGCUGGACUGGCAUUGAAUUUCAGUGAAGCCCACUCAAAGAUCAGCAAUAUCCAAACGUAAUAAUUAAAUUUUGAACACAGUAUUGUGUAAGUAACAUUAGUGACAUACUGUAUAGCGUGUUAUUUUGUAUAUUUCGUACUAGCUGUAAAGCAUC
Molecule: messenger RNA, 1734 nt
Organism: Halichondria panicea
Lineage: Eukaryota; Metazoa; Porifera; Demospongiae; Suberitida; Halichondriidae
Exons: 6
Coding region: 1080-1640 (186 amino acids)
Source: RefSeq, a predicted model, not a curated record